GGCGAUGACAAGUAAUCCAUUUAAAUAAAAUCGACAGAAUGAGUUUUCUUUGAAUGUGUUCCUCACAGGUGGCGUCUGGAAUAAGCUGUUUUCCUUUACUGUCUCUGCAAAUUUAAGAAACAUAAACAAAACUAGUUUCUUUCUUCAAGACCCAUCAAUUGCAGCCAUUAAAACCAAGAGCCAAGAAGAAUCAAGAUCCUUUUUUUUCUCUCACAAAGAAGAUUAGAAGAUCUCGUCCCUCGUGGGUUCUACACCGUUUAUCUUUUGCUGAGCCUUGGAACCCUGCUUCAAGUUGUUUGAACUUAAAGUGAAUUAGUUAAAGUGAAUUAAUUGAGAAAUUGAAGAGAAUUUCAACGCCCCAAGGACCCAGAAAGAGAAGAAACGAUUCAACGAGAGAGAAAAAGAGUGGAAAUAACCCAACAAUUUCUCAUUCUCUUUCAACUUUCAACUCUUGAGACCGUUGAUUUUGCUUGGCAAUUUUUCAUUCCCCGAAGAACACGUUUCAGCCCCUUCGUUAGACCCAUUCGCCGCGUAAACAAAACCCUGCUCUCAAGUUAACCCCCAAAUCGCACCUUUAUUUUUUUUUCUCCUCUCAACACUUGAAACUUUGAAGAUUGUAUAUAAACAAACAAGAAUUUAAGAUCUGCCAUGAAAAUAAUUCCCUUCCCUUCUUCUGCAAACUAAGGAACUACUUGCCUUCGACUUUGAUAAAUUGCGUUUUGGGAUUCUAAUAUGAGUAGCAAUGGCGAAACUUGUAGUGCUAGUCUCGACAUUAGGGCUUUAAUUUGUCACGCUGCUGCUGGUGCCUCUGCAGGGGCAAUAGCGGCUACGUUUGUGUGCCCGUUGGAUGUGAUCAAGACUAGGCUACAAGUCCAUGGCCUUCCUCAAGGGCAGAAAGGUAAUGUCAUUGUCACAAGCUUGCAAAAUAUAGUAAGGAAUGAGGGCUUCAGGGGAAUGUACCGUGGCCUUUCACCGACGAUACUGGCAUUACUUCCAAACUGGGCAGUUUACUUCACAAGUUAUGAGCUAUUAAAAGACCUGCUUCGUUCACGCGAUGGUUGCAAGGAACUCACAACUUUUGGACAUAUGACAGCUGCUGCUGCUGCUGGAGCAGCAACAGCAAUUUCUGUAAAUCCAUUAUGGGUUGUUAAGACAAGACUUCAAACACAAGGAAUGAGACCCGAUGUUGUUCCUUACAAGAGUGUUCUGUCUGCUCUGACAAGGAUUACACGUGAGGAAGGCAUAAGAGGCCUAUAUAGUGGCAUUAUUCCUUCAUUGGCUGGCAUAAGUCAUGUUGCAAUUCAAUUUCCAGCAUUUGAAAGGAUCAAGUCAUACAUGGCAGAAAAAGAUAACACAACUGUUGAUAAACUAAGUCCUGGAAGUGUUGCCAUUGCAUCAUCAAUUUCAAAAGUGUUUGCCUCUGUAAUGACUUAUCCACAUGAGGUAAUACGAUCCCGGCUGCAAGAGCAAGGGCAGGCCAAAAAUAACGGGAUACAAUAUACAGGGGUUAUUGACUGUACCAAGAAGUUGUUUCAAAAGGAAGGCAUUGCUGGGUUUUAUCGUGGUUGUGCAACGAAUCUUUUAAGAACAACUCCAUCUGCUGUUAUUACAUUCACUAGUUAUGAGAUGAUACAGAGGUUUUUGCAGCGAGUUGUACCCCAGGAUAAAGGGUAUCCACAAGGCUCUUCUAAACCCAAUGAACUGAACAAAGCUCAGUCAAAAGCAGAAGCCAGUGACACUGAUAGGGGACAACCACCGUCUCAGUCUAACAUGAAAGCUUCGUCAAUUCCUCUCGGAAACAAAGAGCAGCUAACACGACAUUGAUUGAUUCACAGUUAUGUUUACAUUUAGUUUCUAACUUAGAGGAUUUUCAUUCCUUUUUGUCCAAAGAAAUAAAGAAGUUAACAAGGUCAUGUUCUCAAUCAUAAUAGAAUGGAGGAAUAUACGUGCCAUUUACAUUUAAGGUUUUUGUGU
Vigna angularis (adzuki bean) is the source of this 1974-nucleotide messenger RNA. Its product is annotated as nicotinamide adenine dinucleotide transporter 2, mitochondrial. Bases 733 to 1824 code for a protein of 363 amino acids. The transcript has 9 exons. NCBI's taxonomy places the organism in Eukaryota, Viridiplantae, Streptophyta, Magnoliopsida, Fabales, Fabaceae. Gene Ontology annotation, molecular function: NAD transmembrane transporter activity. Gene Ontology annotation, biological process: NAD transmembrane transport. The record is from RefSeq and is a predicted model, not a curated record.